Vicugna pacos (alpaca) is the source of this 3519-nucleotide messenger RNA. RefSeq names its product Rho family GTPase 2 (gene RND2). Gene Ontology annotation, molecular function: GTPase activity; GTP binding. Gene Ontology annotation, biological process: small GTPase-mediated signal transduction. Lineage: Eukaryota; Metazoa; Chordata; Mammalia; Artiodactyla; Camelidae. The record is from RefSeq and is a predicted model, not a curated record.
AUGGGGACGGAAAGCCAUGAUGUCACCAUUGUCCGAGGGCAGAGCGGCCGCUGCAAGAUCGUGGUGGUGGGGGACGCGGAGUGCGGCAAGACAGCGUUGCUGCAGGUGUUCGCCAAGGACGCCUACCCCGGGAGUUAUGUCCCCACCGUGUUUGAGAACUACACCGCCAGCUUUGAGAUCGACAAGCGCCGCAUUGAGCUCAACAUGUGGGACACUUCAGGUUCCUCUUACUAUGAUAAUGUCCGACCUCUGGCCUAUCCUGAUUCAGAUGCUGUGCUCAUCUGCUUCGACAUUAGCCGACCAGAAACACUGGACAGUGUCCUCAAGAAGUGGCAAGGGGAGACUCAGGAGUUUUGCCCCAAUGCCAAGGUUGUGCUGGUUGGCUGUAAACUGGACAUGCGGACUGACCUGGCUACGCUGAGGGAGCUGUCCAAGCAGAGGCUUAUCCCUGUUACACAUGAGCAGGGCACCGUGCUGGCCAAGCAGGUGGGGGCCGUAUCCUAUGUGGAAUGCUCCUCCCGGUCCUCUGAGCGCAGUGUCAGAGAUGUCUUCCACGUGGCCACAGUGGCCUCCCUUGGCCGUGGCCAUAGGCAGCUGCGCCGUACUGAUUCACGACGGGGAAUGCAGCGAUCUGCUCAGCUGGCGGGACGGCCAGACCGGGGGAACGGGAACGGGAGUGAGGGCGAGAUACACAAGGAUAGAGCCAAGAGCUGCAACCUCAUGUGAGGGGCCCGGUGGGGGCAGAGUGUGAGGAAGGGAGAUGAGGGCACAGUUGUCCCCCUGCUGGCCCCCGGCUUCCUGACCUCCUGACUCUGGCUGGGACUUCAGGGCCGGCGAGUGAGCAAUUCUCCUGGGCAGGGAGCUGGAGGCAGAAGGGUGCCACCAUUCCCCACAUCCUCAUUCCACUCCUUUCCACAGCAAGUUGAGGGAGCUAGCAGGGCAGGGAUCUGGACUGGGAGCUGGGAUGGGGCCGGGGGCCUGGGGAAGCUGGCAUCAAGCAGUGACCUUGGGUGAGUCUCAGUGUAUGAAGGGUGCCUUCCCUCCCCACCUCCAGUCCCCGUGUCCUGGUCAUGGCUUCCUUCCCUAAGGAAAGUAUCUAUUCUCUGACCUUCCCUUUCCCUCUCCUCUCACUACAGCUGUUCUCACUCAUCCUAACCUUCAGGCAACAGGCAUUAAAUUAAAAAAAGUUGAGAAGCCUCUCUCCCACCUACUGCCCUAGUCCUAGCUCCCUUCCUCUCCCAUCCUCCAACAGUCCCCAAAUAAAGCCCGUGUCCAUGGAAAACGGCUGUGGCUUUAGUUUUGUUGCUUUCUAGAAAGUCAAUCUACCAGUCUCUAGCAGUAGGAGGGAAAGUUAGACUUUGGAAGAACUUCUCUGUUGAUGCCCACAGGUGGAGCAGAGGAAAAAGCUAUGGAUUGGAUCAGCAGUGUCAUUUUAGGAGCCAGAGAUGGGAGAGUGAGCUAUCCUGGGAAUAUUCAUCUCAGUUAAUGAGCCAGACAAUCCUAAAGCCAUUAAGGGGGUUUAAAGUGGACUUAUGUGCAAUUCAUUACUCAGCCCAACUAGGGUCCCCUGCUAAUGUGGGAGGGGUCCUGCUGAAGUGGUCCAGGCCCCUUGCUCACCAUCUGCAGCCCUGGCUUGGAAUCUGCUGGUGCCCUGGGAGUUGUGGGGGUAGGGAGGGCAUCAGAAGCCUCCACAUCCAGAAGCUGACCCUGUGCAAAGUGAAGUUUCCCAACAGGACAGUAGUUUGAUUCUGGGGUCUCCUUGGAGGCUAGGGCAGGGACUCUCUCCUUCUUUCCAUCCUGAGCUCCUUGAUGAUUUUGGAGGGAGCUCAAGCUGUGAGUUGAGGGUCAUAUCUCCCCAAUCCCCUAGAGAAGGAAAGCCGGCGGAGGGGCCAGCCAGAGCACUUGUCAGGAAAGACAGUGCUGGUCUGUUUUCUCCGGAGUCUGGUUUCACAUUGUCCUGUAUUCCCUCUCUGGCUUUGGUCCCAUUGGCCUCUUUUCGGUGACAUUCUCCCCCAGGAACCAUCCAUGGCUCUCCCCUCCCCCAGCCCCAGCCAGUCCUUCAGACACACUCUGGGAGAGAACACAGAGCUUACCCUCCCAUCUGCUGGGAUCCCCCACUAAUUCACAGCCCACCCCUCCCUCAUUCAUUCAGCAAAUGUGCGCUAAGCACCAAAUGUGUGCCAGAUACUGGCUUGGGAUUCUGAAAGGACCAGUCUCUGUGUUGUGAAGGCCAGCCCAGUGGGGAAGAGAGGUAGCCCAGGUGUGAUGGUGCUUUGGCUGUGGGAGCUCCUUACCACCUCAGAAAUCCAUCCUCCGAGCCAGGUCCUUGAGGGUUGAAGAGGAAUUUGCCAGGCAGGGAAGGGUAGGAAAGGCACUCUGAGCAGAGGGUAUAUAGCAUGUGCGAAAAUGUGGAGAUGAGAAAGAGCAUGGCAUGAUUGGGGCUGCCAUGGUGGGAGGGCAGAAGACAGGAUGAGAAGGUCCAGUGAGGCAAUUGCAGGGCCCACAAAGGAACUGGGACUUCAUUCUGAGGAUGUGAGGGGGCACGAGGGAUUUUAAGCAGAGAAUGAAGUGACCAGAUUUGGUUGUUGGAUAGAUAGAUGGUUAUCUGGAUGAGGUGACGGGGGCUGGGGGUUUUGGCUCUGAGAUGUCAUCUAAAAUAGCGUCUCACUUCCCCAUGCCAGGGCCCAGUCUUGAGAGGAAAGGAAAUCCCCUUCCUGGCUCAUCAGACAUUCCUUAUCCUCCCUCUCCUGCAGGACCCUGUCCUGGUCCAUCUGGGCCAAUCUCAAGGAUUCUGGAACAGCUGCAAGGGCACUUUGCACCUGACCCUCUUAAAGUGAGACCUGGUUAGGGCCUGACUCCAAGACCCUCUGCAAGGACCCUGAGUCCUGGAUUGAGGUGCUGGAGAGGGUUGGGGCCCUGCUAGGUGGAUUUCAGUCUGGUCCCAGAGGACUGACCCCUCCCUGACCACACCUGCCAUACAAUUGUCGUGGGAUUUUUGGCUGUGGCUUCUCAUCUCCACUUUGGACUAUGGUACAAAGCUGGCUCAAGCCUGUAGCCGCCAAAGUACAGACUAUUUAUGCCCCCCCUUCUCCCAACCUCCCUCUCCUGCCGUGCUCAGGGAAUGGAAAUGCUUUUCAAUAUCCGCCUAAAGCAAACAUAAUUAGGAAGAUAAAUCAGCUGGAGGAACCCCCAAAGUUUAAUACAUUUCCAGUACCACCAGGAACAGAUUUUGGUCCCCUCUGCAGGCCUGGGUUGCCAGACGUUUUAUUUCUAGAGAGGGGGCCGUGCUCUGGGCUGAGGAACCCAAAGGGUGAGAGGAGGGAAUGAGGUUGUUCCUAGAUUUUCUUAAAGGCCCCUGCAGGCUGGAAGAAGGGGACCUUUCCCCCACCCCCACCCCAGAUGCAGGAGUCAGACCCAGCUUCCUCCUCUGCAGCUGUUUCCCCCACAAAUUAGACACUCAUUUGGGAAACAAUGUAGCCUCGUUAAUCAUUUAAUGAAAUAAACAACUAAUCAAGCUGU